AUGCAACUAUCCGAUCGCUACCAAGAUGCCCUAUGUAAUCCUGGUGUCGAAGAUCUCUUUGGCGGACAACGUCGCUUGAUCCGAUUGAUACAGGAAAAAGCAACGGGCGUGGAGAUCACGGUUGAAUUUCCAAGGAUAGUACUCAAAGGAUUCGUGUUGCUGAUACUGAAAAAGCAAGGAUCCAUCGAUCUCUUGUGUACCGGCCCUCCAUUGGCGAACAAGGUGGCAAAGUGGAAGGGACAUGUUGGCGAUGACAUUGAGGUGCUAGUGAAGGAGAACAUGGUGCGUAUUCCUAUUGCGUCUGUGGAGGACAACAAGAAUGCAAAGGGUACGUUAGAUCAAGUCAGGGAUGCCUUAUUGCAUCUUCUUGGACCUCUUACCAGGGAGCAUCAACCUGAAUCUUUCAUCUGCAAUGAGUAUCAGCUCUUGAAUGGCCUCGAAAGAAAAACAACCAUGAUCGUAUCGCCAGAUCAAAAAUUCGACCUUGGCGAAUACAUCGACUUUGUGGCUGGAUACUUUGAGCGAUGCCCUUCAAUGCACACACCUCAGCGACCUACGAUCACAGUCUUCAAGUCGAAGACGACGAUCCAUCCCCCCAACAAAGACAUGAUCCCUCAAGAGUUGUUGUCAGACUUUUUUGGUCAUCUGGAUGUCGUUGGCGUGGACCUCACGUAUGUCUUCUGCCCCAAAGGAAUUGCCCCUGUCGAAAUCCCUGUCACCUAUCAAGGUUUCCGCAUUUUUUAA
This is a messenger RNA of Lichtheimia ornata, 744 nucleotides long. RefSeq lists its product as uncharacterized. Bases 1 to 744 code for a protein of 247 amino acids. The transcript has 6 exons. Lineage: Eukaryota; Fungi; Mucoromycota; Mucoromycetes; Mucorales; Lichtheimiaceae. The record is from RefSeq and is a predicted model, not a curated record.